UCUGCACAUGCGCCGACGGAAGUGUUUUACCAGGACGUGGCAUCUAAUUCGUGUAUUCGUGAAGUGUCAAAGUUUGUGUGUUGUUUAUCACCUCAUAUCACCAUUAUAUUUAGACCGACAUUUCCUAAAGCAAUAUAUAUUUAAUGCGUGAUCAACUGUGAUGAAUCCCCAGUAUACGGGACAGUAUGGUCAGGGGUCGCCAGGUGAUUACGGGGCCCCAGUUUCUACAGGGUAUGGUCCUCCAUCAUCAGGACAAACUGGGUCAGGACAGAAUAUGUACAAUGGACAACCUAUGCAUCAACAGGGACCAGGUCAGUAUGGAGGCCCGUCCAAGCCUAUGCCCGUACAAAAUGGACCACAGGGUUUACCUCCCGGUGGGUACGGUGGUCCACAAGGUGACUUGCAAUAUGGUGCCCCAAGGCCAGGAGGUCCAGGUUCCAUCCCACCUCGUGGGCCAGCUCCACCAGGACAGAUGGGUGGGCCUAGAGGGCCAGGUCCACAAAUGACCCCAGGUCAAGGACCAGCCCCUCCUGGACAAAUGGGUGGAGCAAGAGGUCCAGGCCCUAUGCCUUCUGGACAGAUGGGUGGGCCAAGAGGGCCAGGCCCUCAAAUGACACCAGGUCAAGUGCCUAGUCAGAUGAACAGCCAAAUGGGUAACCUGAGUAUUUCAGGGCCACCACAGAGAGGUCAGGCACCAAUGGGUGUAGGACCUCCUUCAAGUUCAGGUGCAAGCUACAUGCCUGGCCCACCAAGCAGUAUGUCAGGGCCUCCAGGAGGUAUGGGUAGUCCCCCAAGCAGUAUGGGUGGUCCAUCAAGUAGUAUGGGCGGACCUCCAGGUAGUAUGGGUGGUCCUCCAAGUAGUAUGGGCGGACCUUCAGGUAGUAUGGGUGGUCCUCCAAGUAGUAUGGGCGGACCACCAAGUAGUAUGGGCGCACCUCCAAGUAGCAUGGGUGGUCAGUUACCUCCUAGAAGUACACCUCAACCAUAUGGCAUGCCUCCAGGACCAGGGGCCCCUCCAGUGUCACAUGGGCAACCCCCUGUUGCAGGAGGCAGUUAUACUUCCUCACAUCAACCUGUUUCUAAUAUCGUUACUCAACCAUCUGAUAGUUACAGUCAGCCAUCAACUGGUGGAUAUGGACCACCUCCAGGAACACAGCCUUCAGGCUUUCCCCCACCUCCAACAAGUAUGGGGCAGCCUAGGCCAGGUAUGGGACCACCAGGUCCUGGUAUGCAACGUCCUCCAAUGGGAAUGCCCCCGUCAUCAAGUGCACCAGGGUCAUUUGGAAAUCAGCAUGGUUAUGGAGUGCCACCAUCAAUGGGACAGACCCCACAAGGGCCACCAACCAGUAUGCAGGGUCAAGGUUACAACCAGCCAGCAGGGUUUCCACCAAUGUCGGGUGCUCCACCUACUGGCCAGGGUUUCCAAGCCCCAGGGGCACAAGAAAUGUCUCAUGGUCAGUUUGGUGGUGCACCACAGCCAUCGUUCAACCAAGGGUACCCUGGCGCUCAGCCACCACGCCCUGGGGCUCCAGGUAUGCCACCAGGUGGAAUACAGCCUGGGGGCAUGCAGCAGCCACAGCAGAAAAAGCUGGAUCCUGAUCAGAUGCCAAGUCCUAUUCAAGUGAUUGAGGACGAUAAACGAAAUCGUAGUGGUAUAUUCAGUACAGCUACUAAAGGAGGUGUCCCACCACUUGUUACCACACAGUUCAUAACACAAGAUCAAGGAAACUGCAACCCAGCAUUUUUGCGGUCAACCAUGUACAAUGUCCCUUGCACAUCUGAUAUGCUCAAAAACAGUCAUCUGCCAUUUGCUUUAACUAUAUCACCAUUUGCCAAACUACAAGAGGAAGAGAAUCCACCACCAAUUGUAAACCUAGGAGAGCUGGGUCCAGUGAGAUGUAAACGAUGUAAAGCAUACAUGAAUCCAAACAUGAUGUUUAUAGACGGUGGUCGUAGAUUUCAGUGUGUCUUCUGUGGGGCAGCAACAGAUGUGCCUGAUGCAUAUUUUGCCCAUCUAGACCACACAGGUAGAAGAGUAGAUAGUUAUGACAGACCAGAACUGUGUCUAGGUUCUUACGAAUUUGUUGCAACUAAAGAUUAUUGUAAAAACAGUGUAUUACCAAAUGCCCCAGCUUUCAUAUUUAUGAUAGAUGUUUCCUAUAAUGCAGUGAAAAGUGGAUUGGUACAUUUAAUCUGCGAAAGAUUGAAAAAAGAUAUACUUGUCAACCUACCAAAAGAUUUAGGUGCUGAACAGUCAGAAAUCAGAGUUGGGUUUGUGACAUAUGGGAAAGAGAUACAUUUCUACAAUGUCAAGGGAGCAUUAGCCCAGCCUCAGAUGUUAGUUGUGUCAGAUGUAGAGGACGUGUUUGUACCAUUGUUAGAUGGUUUCUUUGUUACACUGGAGGAGUCCGAAUCAGUCAUCGACAGUUUACUAGCACAGAUCCCCCAGAUGUUCUGUGAGUCUAGAGAGACGGAGGUAGUUCUAGGACCAGUGAUUCAGGCAGGCCUGGAUGCACUGAAGUCUGCAGACAGAGCCGGCAAACUGUACAUAUUUCAUACUUCCUUGCCAAUAGGAGAGGCUCCAGGCAAAUUGAAAAACAGAGAUGAUAGAAAACUAUUGGGGACUGACAAAGAAAAGACAAUAUUGACUCCACAGACAAAGUUUUACAGUCAGUUAGGUCAGGAAUGUGUGGCAGCAGGCUGUAGUGUAGACAUGUUCUUGUUCCCAAACUCUUACUGUGAUGUAGCUACAAUCUCAGAGAUCUGUAGACUCACUUCAGGCAACAUGUAUAAAUACAGCUACUUUCAGGCGGACCUUGAUGGUGAGAGAUUUAUAGAAGAUCUGAAGAAUAACAUUCAGAGUCAGCAAGCAUUUGAUGCCAUCAUUAGGGUCAGAACAAGUCAAGGUAUUCGUCCGGUGGAUUUCCUAGGAAACUUCUAUAUGUCAAACACAACAGAUGUAGAAAUGUGUGCUGUGGACAAUAAUCAGGCGAUAUCUGUCGAGGUUAAACAUGAUGAUAAACUUAAUGAACAGGAAGGGGCGUUUGUUCAAGUGGCAGUGCUUUUUACUAGUGUUAGUGGACAGAGACGUUUAAGAAUACAUAACUUAGCACUCAAUUGUUGUACACAGUUGGCAGACUUGUUCCGAAAUUGUGAAUUGGAUACUUUUAUAAAUUACAUGUCAAAAUUUGCUAUUAGAAAUACAUUACACAAAAGCCCACGGGAGACAAGGGAGCACAUUAUGACAGAAGUAGCUAAUGUAUUGGCAUGCUAUAGGAAGAACUGUGCUAGUCCAUCCUCAGCCGGUCAGCUUAUUCUGCCAGAAUGUAUGAAACUGUUACCUCUCUAUGGUAACUGCGUCAUUAAAAGUGAUGGAAUUCAAGGAGGUCAAGACAUAUCCACAGAUGAUCGCAGCUAUCUGAUGCACCUUAUCAAUGCCAUGGAUGUAAAAUCAUCUUGUGCUUUCUUCUACCCAAGGCUUAUACCAUUGCACAAUUUAGAUCCAAAGACAGCGGAAAUACCUGUUGCAAUGAGAUGCUCGUCAGAAAGAUUAAUGGACAAUGGUGUCUAUUUGUUAGAGAAUGGUGUGUCAAUGUUUAUGUGGAUAGGACACAGUGUGGAUCCAGAGUGGGUACAGAAUGUGUUCAGUGUACAGAGUGCAGCACAGAUUGAUAUUGAUAAGUGUUGUUUGCUGCAUCUAGAGAACGAGGAGUCACAUGUUGUUAGAGAUGUAUUACACAAGAUCCGAGCACAAAGAAACAGAUAUAUGAAGUUAACUAUUGUGAGACAGCGAGACAAACUGGAGCCGUGGUUCAAUCAUUUCCUGGUUGAAGACAAAGGACAGAAUGGCAGUGCUUCAUACGUAGACUUCUUGUGUCAUAUUCAUAAAGAAAUACGGAACUUACUUAGCUAGAUAGUCACUGUGUGAACUUGAUAAUAUAUUGUGAUAUUUUGAUUCAAAAUUUCUGUGACCAGCUUGUUCUGCUGAGAUUGCCAAAUGAAAAAGCAGAAGUGAUUGGAUUUAAACAGCAGGCAAUAAAAAUUAGAAAGAUGGUACUGUUGUGUUUUUGACACUUAAGAUAGUACAGUUGUGAUUUUUGGUCACAUUAAUGGUAUAGUUGUGAAUCUGACACAGUAAUUAUAUUUGACAGGAAAUGUACUAAUAGAUGUGUAUGUUUUAUGGUAUCAUCUACACAAAGAAGAGAUUGUGUUUUUUCAUACACCAAAGGAAAAGUUUUAUGCAUAAGAGUUUUGUAACAUCUCUCAAGUUGAAAUUUGUCUACGUAGUUGGGAAGGUAAUUUUUACACCCUGCAAAUGAAAGCAAAUGACAUUAUUGUUAUACACACACCCUUGUAAAAUUAAAAAUUAAUUGACAAUGAUAUGGCCUGUUUGGGUGAAACAUUAUUUUACUUUGACCAGUUACUGCGGCUCUCAGCUGUGACAUGUCUGUGUGAGAACCAGUCAGUGGCAAUUGUUCUCAAAGCCGUUCGGGAGGGGCUAACAUUGUUGAGGGCUCUGAUUUCCCAACACUUGUCCCCCAGCUCUGUUGGUUCAAACCCUGCUUGGGUGGACAUGUGAGGAAGCCAUCCAGCUGGCUUACUGAAGGUCAUUAUUUCCACCCCAAAGCAUGCCAUGUGCGAAAUAAUUUCCAUAGAAACACCUGGGGUCCUCCUUCACCAUUGAAGCUCAGAAGUCUUUAAGUGACCUAAAGUAAGUCAAUAUGACUUUAAAGCCCCCAAAACAAGGAUGUUUUGGCCUGAUCAGUUGAGGUCAAUGAAGCGUGCUACAAGCCAUGGGUAAGUUGAAUCUGAGAUAGGUGUCAAAAACAUGAAAGGGAUGUACAGAUUAUUUAAAAUCUGUAAACAAGAUGUUUUGAUAGUCAUCAUAAAGCAUUGUUUGUAACUAUUUAAGACCUCGAUUUACUGCAUAUGAAAGGGUAAUACGUAAGGCACCAAGUGCCUUUUUUUUUUUGCCAAAUGCACUCCACUUUAAGUACUGCGACACCCUUCAGUGUGGUUUUCCUGUUGAAUUAUUGUGUACAUUUUGUAAAGAAAGUGACUAAACAUGUAUAACAAUCUUUACUAAAGUGCUAGUCAGACUAUAUGAUGUAAUCUUCAAACCAGUGUAUUUAUUUUUGUUAACUAAUGCAGCGUCUAGUAUAUAAAUCGGUAAAUGCUAGGAAAUCUGUGUUUCAGUCAGAAAAUAACAGUAAAAAUGCAUACAUACAUUGUAAACAAAUUGAAAUGUUCUAACUAAUAAUGAAUUUACUUCCUUUUAAGUAAUUUAUGUGUUCAAAGUAUUGAAAAUAUGCAGACAGCGACCAACCAUGAUAGAAGAACCAGUGUGUGAUUCCUCCAUUUUUUCUGAACUGACUUCAUAUUGUACUAUGUCUUUUGAAGGGCGGUUUGCCAUCAUUAAUGUGACUCACCAUCUGUGUCGUUGCAAUAAGGCAAGAUAUAUUCCAGAUUAUUUAUGAAAACCAAACAAAAUUUCUUUAUAUUUUGUGGUUACUGAAGAAAACAAUCGAGCAGAAAAAAUAACAGAAACUGUAUCAUUCACAGCGAGUGCUCUGAAUGAUUUUCUGAUAAAACUGGCAAGAAAUAAAAUGGUUAUAUUUGCAAGAGGAAAAUACCUUUUAAUAUUAUUUUAUGUUGCUGCCUUUUAAGACAUCGACCAGAUACUGCUGAUCUAAAGGCAGCUUCACAAAGACCCAGUAAAUGCCUAGUCAGUCACAAUGAUGGAACGUGAUUUGUACAGCAUUACAUUACUUAACCAAAAAUUCUAAUUCGUAUUAAUUUCCAGUAAUUUAAUCAUUUUCUGUAUAUGCUAGCAGCUCAUGUAUAUUAGCGAUCAUAUAUUUAGCUUACGCAUGGAUUCACUGUAAACUAAGUAUAUAUUAUGAAUAAGAAAAGUUCUCCUCUCUUUUCAUACAUCAUCUAAUAAAUUGUGGAACUUGGAAAGUUUUCUUCAAUAAAAAAUUGUAACAAAAUCUAUGUGGCCAAAGUUCACUGUUACAUUGACCAUUAAUCAACUCUUUACUAAACUCUUGAAAACUUCCAUGUUUAAAUCAUUCAGAUGUUUUUGUAACAAAAAAGAGUGUGUACUGUAGAUGGCAUUUUAUAAUGCUAAUGAAUUAACAAGAUACAGCAGACAAAUGUAAACAAAAUGUCUGUAACGCCGCCAACUGGAGCAUCGGUGGCUUGAGCGCCCAGGCUUUCUUAAGCCAUUUACAUGGUCCUUGGCCGUUUUCCAUAUAUUUUCUGUAAUAUAACUCCAGCAUUUUGGUCAUAGCAUUGUGACCUAGAGUGAUCAUUGUUUUUCUGUAAUUUUAAUGAUGCUUCUUUCCCUGAACCACCUAUACAGUGCCAUGUUUUUACACUAUAUUUGUCAACAUAUAUGAAGUGGUUGUGGAUAUGUACAAGAAGAAAAUUCCUGAUAUCAUUUUAAAAAACUUGUGUCAGAAAUAAGUGUCCCUGUUCUAGUAUGUAAUUUAUGUCAUCUUCUGUGGUCACACUUGUACAAGACAUUUGUUUUGUUUUACUCUCUCAGUACUGAGUAGGGUUAACUUUGUUAAAUGAGAUUUAAAGUGUAUACAAAUACUUAUUUGCAGAAAAAAGUUUCUAUGGCAUUCAUUGUUAGUGUUAUUAUAGUCUAUACGUCCAUAUAUUAUUCAUGUAAAACUAUAAAACAGCGUUCUAGCAACUCUAUUUCAGAAGUUUUACCAUACUUAAUACCUGUUGUUGAAAUAACGUCCCUAAUACCAAAUUGUCCUGCAUUCUUAUGACACUGAUCAGUGCAAUUCAAGGGUGACAAUAGCUGGAAAAAUAUUGCAGCAGAAUUAAGUACAGCAAGACUUAUCUGACAAUUUCAUAAUGUAUAUACUCGUGUUAUUCUACAUGAAUGAAUGUUUUACACUAUAGAUAAAGGUAGUUUUACAAAACUUUUUGAGCCCCAAUAAAAGUUCAGGUUUAUUUAAUUAGAUUGUAUAGAUUAUAUAUUUCUUCAUCUACUUGAGCGACUUGUCUCCUUAAUUUAUUAAUAAUUAGCCUGCUGGAGACAAAAGAGUUUGCCUUUGUGACCGUUGCAGACCCAGAUCAGCCUGCACUGCUUGCUCUUCAGUCUGUAAAGAGCUUCCUACAGUCUUACCCAGGUUCAACUGUUUGUUCAUUGUUCAGACAUGACAUAUUUCUUUAAUAAAUGCUUUGCAAUUGUUAAGUUGUUAAAUAGAUAAUUCAAGGUUCUGAAAGCUUUGUAAAAUAUUGACUUUUUAUCAUUAAAUGAGAGAAUGAGAUUUCAGUAUUUGUUUUGUUAAGAUGGUGAUAUUUGAAGCACUGCAUACAUGCUCUAUUUAUUUCUCUAUAGUACUAGAUGUUUCAGUUUAAAGCUGAACAAAAGUUGUUUUACUCAUUACGGAAUUGGAAGACUGUACAUCAAAAUGUCAAAUGAAAUAAACUAUUUGUUUAAAUAUU
Molecule: messenger RNA, 7470 nt
Organism: Mercenaria mercenaria
Lineage: Eukaryota; Metazoa; Mollusca; Bivalvia; Venerida; Veneridae
Product: protein transport protein Sec24C-like
Exons: 24
Coding region: 161-3913 (1250 amino acids)
Biological process (GO): intracellular protein transport; COPII-coated vesicle cargo loading; endoplasmic reticulum to Golgi vesicle-mediated transport
Cellular component (GO): endoplasmic reticulum exit site; COPII vesicle coat
Molecular function (GO): SNARE binding; zinc ion binding
Source: RefSeq, a predicted model, not a curated record